Messenger RNA from Thunnus maccoyii (southern bluefin tuna), 2557 nucleotides. RefSeq lists its product as uncharacterized. The record is from RefSeq and is a predicted model, not a curated record. NCBI's taxonomy places the organism in Eukaryota, Metazoa, Chordata, Actinopteri, Scombriformes, Scombridae. Bases 1146 to 2105 code for a protein of 319 amino acids. The transcript is spliced from 2 exons.
ACUAAAUCCAACACACUGGUCCUUUACCAGCAGCUUAUUGUUAUUAAAGCAGCCAAGCAGGGUGGAUAAGGGUAAAUGAAAGGGGACAAGUGGGGAGACACUUACCUAUUAUCAUUUCUGCCAUGACAACAUAACACAUAUGAUAUUUCCCUUUUUAUACUCACAAUAAGUGACAGCAAUGCUGCCCUUUCUAAUGAUGAAUGGAGAGAAAAACUACUUCACAUCAAACAUAAUCUGCAGCCUGAGCUGGUGCAUUUGAAAGUUUGUAAGUGUGACAAUUCCAUUAUUUAAAAAUAUUUAUUCAAAAAUAUUAGCAGAGUUAAAAAUCAUGAAUUUUUAGGUUUUCAGAUAUUUUUUAUUUUUUUAUUUUUUUAAGUAUAGCGUAAUUUAUAGAGUGGGAGGAAACUGGAGUACUACUUGUGAAGGAAUUUCCAUUCAUGUGCCAUGUAUGAAAUGCACCUUAGACAAGCAGACGGUGAGGGACAGACAGCUGUCUUCUUCCCUGUAAAGCCGACCUGGUUUUAUGAUUGUUGCCAUAGAGGCAGUGCCAAAGUAAACAAUUUUAUAGCAAUGUUGUAACUAGGGACAAGGUUGCCUGGACCCUGCCUGAAUAACUGAGUGUGGUUCAAUUCUUUUCCUUCAGACUUGAUGUGACAUUUCAUUGUGUCAACACCGGCACUUCGAUAUGUAACUAUUGUCUCCUUGAUCGAUCAAGUUUGUCUUUGCUUAAGACGUCUAUAUCUCCCAGAGUUUCUGCAUUUACAAGUUAACCAGUUCUCAAUAUUUUCAUUCACACUACUCCCCUUAUUCAAUUGAUGGAAAAAUAGUUGCAGUUUCUUCCAAGAGAUCAUCGCAUAAAGCUUUCUCGUGCCCAGGCCAGAAAAGCUGUGACUCUUGCUCGGGCCCUGGAAAAAGCAGGGGCAAUUCUUCUACGGGGCCUGGAAUAAGCAGCUCUAACAUAUCUAAAGAGUGUAUAAGGAGCUGAAAUGACCCAACGACCCAGAAUUACCAACAGACCCUCUUCCUCUGGCUCUAAUUCAUAGUCACUGGGAAAAAAACCUUCCAUUUCUUCGCUGGGCUCGGGAAAGAAAGUUGAAAUACUUGCUCUGUCCGUGGAAAGAACAUCUGCAUUUCCUUCUCUGGUCAUGGAAAAACCAUCUGCAAUUCUUGCUCUGGCUGUUGACAAAACAGAUGCCAUUCUUACUCUGGCUAUGGAAAAAUCAGUUACCAUUCUUGCUAUGGCCAUGUUGAAAAAAAUUACAAUUCCUGCUCCGGGCAUGGACAAAAAGGACACAAUUCUUGCUUGGGCCAUGGUGAAAAACGUUACAAUUGCUGCUCGGGCCCUGGGAAUAACAGCUGCAAUUCUUGCUCUGGCCUCAGCUGCAAUUCUUGCUUGGGCCAUGGUGAAAAACAUUACAAUUCCUGCUCGGGCCCUGGGAAUAACAGCUGCAAUUCUUGCUCGGGCCAUGGACAAAAAGGACACAAUUCUUGCUUGGGCCAUGGUGAAAAACGUUACAAUUGCUGCUCGGGCCCUGGGAAUAACAGCUGCAAUUCUUGCUCUGGCCUCAGCUGCAAUUCUUGCUCGGGUCAUGGACAAAAAGGACACAAUUCUUGCUUGGGCCAUGGUGAAAAACAUUACAAUUCCUGCUCGGGCCCUGGGAAUAACAGCUGCAAUUCUUGCUCUGGCCUCAGCUGCAAUUCUUGCUCGGGCCAUGGACAAAAAGGACACAAGUCUUGCUUGGGCCAUAGUGAAAAAAGUUACAAUUCCUGCUCGGGCCGUGGAAAUGACAGCUGCAAUGACUGCUUGGGCCCUAGGGAAAGCAAUUGCAAUUCUUGCUCUGGUUUCAGCUGCAAUUCUUGCUCGAGCAAUGGCAAAAAGCAUUGCCAUUCCAUCUCUGGUCCUGGUGAUGAGAGUUAAAAUUCCUGCACGGUCCAGGUACACAACAGCAGCUCUGGUCAUGGAAUUAACUGCUGCAAUGCUUGCUUGGGCUGUGGAAACAACUGCUGCAAUUCCUGCUGACCAUCUGCUAGCAGGUUGUGGCGUCUCUGGUUCAAGUGUUGCGGUAUCAUCCCUGUCUCCCUCAUUCACAGGGCAGAUAAAGUGAAGCAGGUAGAAGGAGAGAGGAGGAAGUGCAAGCAUAUUUCUGCCAGAAUCACUCUGGUGAACCACAGAAUAGGUGCAGUCAUGUUCUUUUUUCCUUUGCUUAGCUUCAUUACUCAGACAGUCUAAGCCUAUAGAAACGUUGCUAGCCUCCUGGUACAACAACCUGAGUUUACUGUAGCUUCGGACCUGAAAGUCUGUCUUGGCUUGUAGUACGCACUCCUCUAGAAGUGAUCCAUGGGGCACAGGUUGUGCGAGGUUAGUCCUGGAUGAAGUGGGGCAGUUAAGCCCCAGACCAGAUAUUAAGAGGCGACCAGCAGCUUUGGCGAUCCAACUACUUACUAUCGAGAUUGACAUGUUGACAGUAUUUCCUCUUUCUCUUAUCCAAGUAUGGUUGUAAAGAUUUAUACUACUCAACACAAAUGUGAAAAAUGAGUAAAUGUAUGUUUUCACAAA